AUGUAGGAAUCACCACUCAGAAUUAUCAAAACAAGAAAGUAGACCACCGCCAAGUCAAAAAUUUCCUUUUAAAAUAUUUUUAAUUUGAAAGUGAAGUGCCUUCGUUUUUGCCUUUUGCAAUUUGCUAGCGGUUCUCUUUUUCUAUAUCCGUGCCUCAAGAAUUGAAUGUGUCGUGAAUGUUGAGAUUUUGAACUCGGAAAGAUCGUAAGAUAAAGAUUUGUUUUAAGGUUAUGUUGUGAACUUAGCUUAAACUGCAAUGCACCGUAGCUACUUUUUUUUUUCAUUAUUUUCAUACUUUGCUGCUCAAAUUUAACCAUUGUAAAAUGUAAAUUAACCACUCUGCAAUAUUCUUAAAUGUGUAUACACAUAACUCUCCCAUUAAUGGCUGUUUGGAAAUGAACGUUAACACUCGUGUAGGUGACAUCAAAAAAAAGUUUGAGGUACUUCACGAAAUAAAUGCAAACAAAACCCAGUUUCGCAAACUUCCUGUAGAAACAAGCAAAUUUGUGGUCGGCAGUUCUCAGACUGGUAGCUCAUCGUUUAUGAAUGUCCACAAUGACCUCUCCAGUCGCAGCACCAAAAGUGGAUCGGUGUUCAAUGUCCCUGUUAGCAACCGCAGCAAUAUCAAGAGGACUCCUGCUUUUCGCUGUGAUAAGGUAGCCAAGCCGUCCAGACCACCUGGACAGAUCAACAACAACAACAACAUUCUCAAUAAAGAUGUAGGUAAGCUGUGCUCUGAUCGGAUGAAGCAAUUUGAAGGUAACAACAGUGCAGGUUUUGGUAUUAGUAAUCAUAAUCUGAGGAAAACAUCACCCCAAGCUUCUAAGUCUUUGCAGUCUGUCAACUCUCAACGACAGUGUGCACUUACAGACUACGCACCCCAGCAAGUUCACAAUAACAAAUAUAACCUCCAGAGGAAUAAAAGUUUGGGUGAAAUUCAGCUGAACAACUAUGGCAGCAUCAGCGACUCAUCUGUUCACAGGAAAUUGUCCAAAACUGAAAGUAAAUCGACCAUUGGUUUGCCCAAACCUAACAUCAGUAAUACCAAAGAAUCAUCCCGCCUUAUUUCAAAUACAGGGCUGUAUUCUGCUGCACCUAAAGUGUCAAACAAUGUAUUCUCUCAAGCAGACCGGUUGAACCUCAAAUGUGCCUCAAAAUCCUCAGUGCCAUCACUACCUUCAGAUCCAAGUAAGUUAAAUUAUAAUCUAAGCGGAGCAAAUAGUUCUGAUAAAAAUGGCCAUAUUGCUUUGAACCCAAGCAUAGACCCAAAACCUGUCACUAACAAUUACUCACAGAACUUUAUUCAAAAACAGAAUGUCCCUGCAGUCCCAAAAACCAACAGUUGUAAUGAACCUCUGGGCUCCUCUAGUCUUCCCAGCUCAGUCCAUGCAGCCCUACGAGCACCGUUACCGAAAGGACCCCCUCCAAAAAAGCCUCCCCGGACUUUCGCACACAAUUUAGCUCAAAGCCAGUUCUUACCAAGUAAGAUUCCUCCUGUGCUGCCCAACCAGUCGGAACACUCUAAGUUUGUUCCACCCUUGAAUCAGAAUCUCGCCUCUUCACAAACUUAUGAUAAAUUUGCGAAUCUCCGCCCUGUGCGUUCGAAAACAGAAUCUCAAAUAAUGCUGAAAAAGCUGGAAAAUUUUCUUAAUAGUCAGCAUGACAUGACAAGCUUAAAGCCAAAGCGAUCAAGAGAAGAAGCUGACCUGGAUGUUGGGAGGAAAUCACUGCAUACCUUGCGGAAAGGUCCUUUGCCUGAAGUGCCAUCUAUUAGUCAAGCCUCUGUUAAGCCUACCAGCAACACGUUGAAUCACAAUCUUUGUUUGCAGUCUCUGAACUGUGCGUCCUGUACUAUGAGUCCCUACUCUACGAAUAUAUACGAAAAAGUGCCUUCAUCUCAAUCUCAAUUUUUUAUCGAUUUUAAAUCAAACCCAAUGAUGGAAUUAAGUCAGUUGAGGACUCAGCCAAAACCACACACUAAGAGGAGUGCCCUGGACGAUCCUGUCUACGCCGAAGUUGCUUCACCGAAAGACUGGAAGUUGAGUAGCAGCGGUCAAUCCAAUGCAGAAUUUGGGAGAUCACUGUCGCACAGCAGUUCAAGCCCUUGCAUCGCUCCGCUAACCAUAAGCUCAUCACAAAGUGGUCUUCACUACAUGAGCACACCUGUUGAAUCCGUUUCUUACCCACUGGGGAAUGUUCUUGCUCAAACAAAACAUUUUCAACCUAACUUUAUCGAUAACCAUGCACCUCUGCUCCAACCGCGGAAGAUUAGCUCAGUGGAUGAAAUCUACGGGCAUAGUAAAAUGAUGGCUUUGCCCGAUUCUUUGUCUAAGCCAGCAGGUGACAAGAUACACUUCAGCUCCUCCUCCAAUGAACGAAAUAUUCAAAUGCUUGUCAAUGAAGCAUAUAGUGUACCUUGCUGGAGAAAAAUGUCUGAAGUAAGCAGUGACUCAGAUUCUACUGCCUCUGUCUCUGAGGAUUUCAAAGAAAAUUUUAGAGAUGGCGAAAAGGAGCAAUUGACAAGAGAACGAAAAGGUUAUGUUCGCCGUGUUGCAACUAGAGCUCUCUCCCAGAAGCGGCCAACUCAGUUUAGUUCAGCAAAUUUUUCCCACCUCUUCGAAUGCUUGCUUCUGAUUGGAUUGGAUCUGGACCCAGCACGGUGUAAAGUUCCUUACAUCAAGAGCAAGUACCCUCCUGAAGUGACUCUUCCCGAGAAAUUUGAAUAUCUAUGUUUUCCUGACGCUGGCGACUGGCCUCCUCCAACUCCUCCUGACUUCAUCAAUCAGUGUUACACUGUUGUCAUCACAACAGAGUCGGCGCAACGCAAGUAUGGCUACUGCAAAAGAGUUCAACCUGAAGGAGCGCCAAUCUGUCUUCCUCUAGCAUAUUGCAUUGUGACACCCUAUAAAGCUGACUCGUUUUAUUACCAGUUGCUAGGUGAACUAGAAUCGAGGCAUGGACAGACAGACCAAAAUGUAAUGAACUUUAUUAAGGAACUGUAUGAGAACGCCUUUCCAUCUCCCGGCCAGGGUGUUAAGGUUACACCCACCACACCGUCCACCAUUGAUCAAAAAUUUGACAAAGUAGAGAUUUUAAAACGUCCAAAAGACUCGCGCCAAGACACAGACCUCUCUGGGAUGCUGAGCUAUGUCCGUUUAGAUAUUUUUGUGAAACUCUUUUCCACGCUUCUCCAUGAGCGCAAAGUUAUUCUCCUUAGUAAAUUUGUCAGCGUUUUAUCGAUGUGUAUAGAGGGCUUGCAGGCAUCGCUGUACCCGUUCCAGUGGCCACAUACCCUUGCAACAGUCCUCUCGCCCUCAAUGCUGGGGUUUCUUGAAGCUCCUACUCCCUAUUUAUUUGGCUUGUUGAAACCUUAUCAUUCCUCGGAUAACUACCUCCCAUCUCUUUCCAAUACUGAUGAGGUUGUGGUAGUUGAUCUGGAUCUUGGCAAAGUCAUAAUUUCUAUUGGCGAUGAGCUGUCUAUCCUGCCAACAAAAGUUGCGAAAGGUUUGAAAGCUGCCUUACAACUCAAUUUGCCUGCAGAUAGUACAACACGUAAUCUACUGAUUUCCGAGGCUCUAGUCCGCUUGUUUGUGGAGCUCAUUGGGCACUACCGUGAAUUUAUGUUCGUCAACGUUGACACUCAAAAGAAGGAAUUUCAGAGAGAAGCAUUUAUCAAUUGUGUGGAGUCAAAAAGUGUACGCUUGUUUCUUGACUGGUUUACUGAAACAGCCAUGUUCCAGUUAUUCAUCGAGUCCCGCCUUGAAUCUGGCCCAGAAUCAAGAGGAAUAUUUGAGCAACGAUGUGCGGAAUUUGCCGAGGAAAAAGACAGGUCAAAAAGCAAAAAUUACAAAGGCCUUAACAAGACUGUUAAAAAUUUAGGUGAUCGUUUGAAAGACUGGGCGACUUUGUCCUAACAGUGAGGAUACUUCAUGUUUUUGCCGCCAAGAGCACUUCCUCGACCUAGGUCCCAGACGCUCUCUCAACAGAUGAAUCCUUCCAGACUGUAAUGAUGUAAUCUUAUAUUUUCUUCUUUAUUUGUAUUUUUUUGUUUCAUACUGUAGAGAAAGAUUUUGACUUGAAGCACUCACAUUUUAUGUUGAUAUGUACCUUCAAGUCUGUGUUAGGAAAUAUGUACGAAUACUCAUAGAAAAUUGAUGUCUUAUUAAGAAUUUAUGUCGCCAUAGAUGAUGACCCAAUCGUUAAAUCUAAGUGAUUUGUUGCGAAGGUGUGUGAAGAGCUUUGAUUUUUACCUUAUAGCUUGAUAGCACCUUCUGUUGAUUAUGACAAGAAUGAUAUACUCAUUAUUUUUGUUUAAGUGCCCCUUACGACUGUUAUGUCUUUUACCGUACUUUAUUCUUUAAUUAAUUUGCACUUAAAAAUCAGGAUUAGCUUUUUUAACUCUUUAUUGACACUCAUAGUUAUUCCACUCUGGUAUUAUAAAUGAUGCAAAACAUUCACAUUAAAGGGUCUGUUGCAUGCAAGAGAUAGUUGAACAUAGAACAUAGGCGUUUGAAAUUAUGUUAUUAUUUUUCCUGAUCCAGGAGGUCAAAAAACAAUUCUGUGACAUUUCUGUUCAGUUGAUUCUGUGACCAGUGCAUUCGACCCAUAGCCAAAAUUUUGCCAAAUGUUACAUUCUUCUGCAUUAAUAAUGAUUGAAAUGCGCCAACAAAUUUCUUGAAAAUGCAACAAACAAAAUCAUCAAAAAUCAAGUCAGAUGCUACCAGCUGUAAGUGAUCAACACAGCCUUCAAAUUAAGCUAAAAAUCAGUUGUUCAGGGAGUUUUCCUCACUCUAGUAGUCCUUACAAUGAGGUUUUCUUGCGGUUUAUCCAGUGCGCCCAUGCUUACAUUCAAUCUAUGGCCAUUUUAUGAGGAUAAAUUUAUUAGCAGAAAUUUGGCAACAUGAAAUUCGAUUAAGCCAAUUCCGUUUAAAUCUGUCCAAUCGGUUAUGGCUGUGGAACAAAUGAAGGUAUUCAUAUAAUUUUUUGCCACUUACAGCGUCUGAUAACAUUUUCAAAGUGAGUUUCUACCACUAUUUGCAUUAGGCUCUUUAUUAUUUUUUUUUUAAUUACGUAUCUGCAGUUUUUUUAAAGCAUUGACUGACAAUCAACAGAGUAACAAAUACAUAAGAUACCCUUUGUUUUUUCUAAGAGUAAUUUUGCAUUAAUCAAUUUAGAAAUUUAAAUUCCAAACUCUCCAUUUCUUUUAAUAAUGUUUUGCUAAACUUUUUGACCCCACCUACUCCCUGUCUAUGCUAAUUUAGCUCCUAUUUUUCUAGUUCUUGAUCUGUGCUUUUGCCAAACAGUAUGUUUACAUUUCAGGUAAACCCAGAAAUUUGUAGACAUCCUGCCAAAUACCAGUUUUCUAUUUUUUCUAUUUGGAUCUCUCGUGGUUAUAUCAGAGCACUCUCUCAGGGUAAAGAUAUCCCUUUGUCCCCAUUCUUAGGCCAAUUCGUCGCCUGCCGGCCAAAGUUUCCUAAGUGCCAUUUAUGCCGCAGCAUCAUGUUGCCAAACUUUUCAAACUUCUCCAAUUUUUUGCGGAAAAAUUAAUGAACAGAAUCACCUGAAAGCUGUACCUACUGUUCCUUUUGUCAUCAAAAUUAAUCCCUGAAAGUAUGUCCUAAAGUCUCAAAGAAAAAAUUAAAACAAUAUUAUGCCCAACAUAGCGUCGAAGUGUAACUGGCGCUAAAAAUACUUUGACCGGAAGGUGACAAAUUAUUUUUAUUUUUCAUUUGUCAGAAGUCUGUUUGUGCUAACAUGAGAAUUUCAAAAUUGAAAAAUUAAAUCUCUAGUGAGGACCUUAUCACAAUUCGUUUUAUGGAUCUGAGAAUUUGAUCUGCCAAGAAACUUUUAGCGCACAUUAAGCGCUCAAUCCGAUCUAAUUUUUAACGUCUUAGGAUCAUUAACUAGUUCCAUGAGAAUAUUUCUGUACUCUGUGUCUCUCAUUUGUUACCUCCUAAGCAAAAUUGAACUCUCACAUAGUAGUGGUACGCAAUUCUUACAUCAGUUGAAUCGGUCCCUCUCAAAGAGAAUUACGGUAAUAAAAAUUUUAAUUAACCUGUUCUUAAUCUCAGAGCUCUAAAGCAAUGCAUUAAUUAAUGUGGGAUUUAAAAUAGGUUGACCAGUACAGUUUCCACUAUUUCUUUCCUAUUUUAAUAUCGAGCACUUAAAUCUUUUGGAGAAUGACCAAUCCAAUUGUGUGGAAGUACAGUUCUUCCUCUGUCAAAGAGUUUUAGUAUGAUAUAAUAUCCUUCAAUUUUUUCUAUUUUUUUAUUUUUUAAUAUCUUAAAAUAUUGUAAAUCAUCCUAUCAUUCUUUUUUAAUUCUCGAACUAACUCCGUCUCACAUUUGAUUGUGCCUGUUAUGUGCCUUUGGUCUUGACGCACGUUACUUUUUUAUCUGUUGUGCCGAUUUCUACUGAUUUAUCAUCGUCAUUUUCAUAUCAUAGUCUAACAAUUUGUAUUUUCUUGAAAGUAUUUAUGCACUUCAGAUCUCCGUUGAUUGUGUUAAUUUUUGUGUCCUCAGAUGAUACUGAGCGGUAAAGAAUGUAUUUAUGUGUUUGUCUCUGAAAUCAAUUUCAUGUUUUGAUUCGCUCCCAUCUCUCAAAUUCCUUCUAUCUUUCGUCAUAGGGAUGUUAUCAAUAACGAUGUCAUUGGAGAGGGAUCAUACUGCCUAGAGCUUUGUCCUCUGAAUGGUGGGUCCACUAUUUAUCCCUUAGACAACUAAACUCAGUAUUUUCUCUAUACCCAUAUUAUAUUAAUUUGCCCCGAUAGUCGUAACAGCGACAUUUACAUUCCAAUAGAGCGGCAAGCGAAAGCUUUGGUUUUUGUGAGGAUUUGCGUUGCUUGUUCUUUGGGGGGGGGGGGGGCUGGUGGUCUCUCUCUACAGAGGACAAGGCUCCAAGCAGCUCAUUUCCUCCCUAAAAACCUUGUUGAUUUUUAGCACAGUGAAAACUUCCUCAUUUGUAAGGUGGUUUUUGGCUUUUAAGAGAAUGAUUCGAUAGUCGACGAUCAAUCGAUAAUUUCUGGAUUUUAGGACAUUCGGAGGGAAUUACGGAGCAUCGCUUCUCGUUAUAGUAUGUCAAGUAUUGAUACACAACAUUCGACCAAGAAACGUUUUGAAAUAAUGCGGGACGUACUUUCAAGCUACUUCAAACUUUUUCUUGGUCAAAUUUUGUUUACGAAGACCUGACGCACUAUAGCAAGUUGUCACGCUCAGGAAUUCUCAAGAACUGCCGUAUAAUCCAGAAAUUAUCAAUCGCUGGAUCAACUUUGGAAUCAUGCUCCAAAA
Messenger RNA from Bemisia tabaci, 7286 nucleotides. RefSeq lists its product as uncharacterized. The record is from RefSeq and is a predicted model, not a curated record. NCBI's taxonomy places the organism in Eukaryota, Metazoa, Arthropoda, Insecta, Hemiptera, Aleyrodidae.